UUUCAUUGAAGAUAUAUAAGCUCAAUAAUAAAGCCUUUAAUAAAUGGAUAUCACAAGAGAAAGACUUAUACAGGAAAGAAAAAAUUGGAGGAAAGAACACCCUCAUGGAUUUAUUGCUAAGCCUUGUAAGGAUCCCAAGACAGGUAGCUCAGAUUUGUACGAGUGGGAUUGACUCAUACCCGGCAAGAAAGGAAGCGAUUGGGAAGGAGGCAAUUUUAGAUUAAUAAUACAAUUUCCUGAAGAAUAUCCAAAUAAGCCUCCUAAAUGCGUAUUCAAGCCUGUCCUUUUCCAUCCAAAUAUUUAUCCUUCCGGCACAGUAUGAUUAAGUAUCCUUAACGAAGAUGAAGAUUGGAAGCCAAGUAUCUCGAUUGCUCAGAUACUAUUAGGAAUUCAAGAACUUUUAGCAAAUCCGAAUCCAAGUUCUCCAGCACAGGCAGACCCAUACCUAAUGUUAACAACUAAGAAGAAGGAUUAUGUGCAAAAAGUCAGAGAACAAGUGAGGACCAUUGGCAAGAAGUUUUAA
This is a messenger RNA of Moneuplotes crassus, 523 nucleotides long. Lineage: Eukaryota; Ciliophora; Spirotrichea; Euplotida; Euplotidae. The record is from the annotation of a GenBank genome assembly.